Messenger RNA from Striga asiatica, 330 nucleotides. Lineage: Eukaryota; Viridiplantae; Streptophyta; Magnoliopsida; Lamiales; Orobanchaceae. The record is from the annotation of a GenBank genome assembly.
AUGGGUAUCAACUCAAUGUUGGCUGUUGAGGAAAAGGAUGUGGUUGCUUUUGGGAAUUCCUUGAUGUCUAGCGCAGAGGUUUUGUCUUUAGGUCAGAUACUUGGGUCUGGCAGUGCUCUACCUUCUACUUCUGGCUGGAUUGCUUUUGGAGCGGAUGAUUCGAGGGAUGCCGAGAUGGUUCGGAUUGGAGCGAUUUACGGUAGACUGUGGAGGAGCACCGGCGGAGGAGCAGCGGCUAGGGGUGUAGGGGCAGAGGAUUUGGGGAUGGGGGAUUUGGGGAAGGGAUACGCGCCCGUUUCUGAAAGACUGAAAUGCGAAGGAGUGUACUGA